UCAGUUCAGUUGAAUAGAUAUAAAUAUCAUUGUGGUUAAACUUUGGACUACUUAUUUAUAUUGAGGAUCGUGAAGAUAAAGGACAAUGCUGGCUACUUCAUGGGAAUCCUUUGUUUGAAGUCUGUCUCAUGCAAAUACAGAAAUAAGUUGGCAAGACAGGGCACAGUUGUCUCUAAUAAGGAAGACGACUGGUUGCUGAACAAACACGUCCUCCAGAUGUCAGAAGAAGUUAUCGACUGGAGGCAUGAUAAAUCGCCACAAGAUUGUCUAAAAUAUUUACUGUUCAAAGAAACACUAUCAGAUGUUCAUUUCAUCUUCAACAAUGACUAUUCGUCUGGUAGAGUUCCAGCGCAUACAUUUGUACUUGCCAUGCGCAGUGCAGUCUUUGAAGAUGAAUUAUUUACAGAACGUGCAGAACACGAGGAUAUUCUUGUAGAAGAUAUUUCAAAAGACAUAUUUGAAAUGAUGUUGAAAUAUAUUUACACAAACAUGACAAAGAUAACCAAUGCAAAUAGUGUUGGUUUGUUACAAGCAGCCAUGAAAUAUCAGAUUCAGGGACUAGCCGACUUGUGUGUUGCACAUAUGGAAAGAUCACUCAACCGGAACAACGUCUGCAAGAUUUUGGACGAGGCAGUCAACUUCGAAAUCCCUUCUUUAAAGACAAGUGCUUUAUAUUUUCUUUCAAAUUUUACCCGGGAAGUUUUCAAAACAGAGGGAUUUCUAUCUCUUUCUUACACAAGUCUGGAUUUAAUUUUAGAUUUGGACAAACUGUCAACAUCUGAAAUUGAAGUUUUCAAAGCUGUCGUUUUGUGGGCGGAUGAGCAGUGUAAAAAGAACAAUAUACCUGAUGAAGGGGAAAAUAAACGAAACAUACUUGGCGACAUGUUCUACAAACUGAGAAUUCCAGCAAUGACUUUACGACAAUAUUCUAAUAUUGUGGUCACGAGUGAAUUGCUGACUGAACAAGAACAGUUACAGUUAUUCAAAUAUUUCACACUUCAACCGUCAUUGAAAUCAAAAGUGUCAGUGACAAUUGCGAAUUUUCCGAUGAAACCAAGGUUAAGGACAAAGGCUUUAGAUGAUUGGCAACCCAAAAAGUCAACACCAACAAAAAAGAAACAAGUAAGAUUUGCAUCAAGUAAUCAAGUUAAUGUGACGCAACUUCCGGCCGAGCCAGUUUAUGGGGACGAUAAUUUAGACGCAAGGGAAGUGGAAGCUCAAGAAGUUUUUGGAUGAAAUGCCUACCAGUAUUAAAAACAAUGUUAUCUUGAUAUUAUUGUGAGCUAUCUGUGCUUUAAAGAUUUUGUUCUGUCGAUCUGUUUUUUUAACUCUAUAUCUAUAGUUGUUAUACAAGUAUUUUAAUAUAUAUGUUGGUUUCUGGUUUUUUUUUAUUAUUCCUUAUUUGGUCAAGCUGGAUACAAAAUAUGAAACUCACUACAACCUUGAAUUGUGACCUUGUUUUUUGUUGUAUUCUUACGUAAUAUGAAACUACAUAUAACUGAUGUGAGCAUGUUUCUGGUUUAAAAUUA
This is a messenger RNA of Mytilus trossulus (common blue mussel), 1529 nucleotides long. Its product is annotated as BTB/POZ domain-containing protein 6-like. The record is from RefSeq and is a predicted model, not a curated record. Gene Ontology annotation, molecular function: protein binding. The transcript is spliced from 4 exons. Lineage: Eukaryota; Metazoa; Mollusca; Bivalvia; Mytilida; Mytilidae. Gene Ontology annotation, biological process: neurogenesis. Gene Ontology annotation, cellular component: cytosol. Bases 100 to 1236 code for a protein of 378 amino acids.